CCAAAAAGGCUAAUGGCAUUUUCAUAGAAUCAUAGAAUAUCAGGGUUGGAAGGAACCUCAGGAGGUCAUCUAAUCCAACCCCCUGCUCAAUGCAGGACCAAUUCCCAACUAAAUCAUCCCAGCCAGGGCUUUGUCUAGCCUGACCUUAAAAACCUCUAAGGAAGGGGAUUUCACCACCUCCCUAGGUAACCCAUUCCAGUGCUUCACCACUCUCUGAGUGAAAAAGGUUUUCCUAAUAUCCAGCCUAAAUCUCCCCCACUGCAACUUGAGACCAUUACUCCUUGUUCUGUCAUCAGGUACCACUGAGAACAGUCUAGAUCCAUCCUCUUUGGAACCCCCUUUCAGGUAGUUGAAAGCAGCUAUCAAAUCCCCCCUCAUUCUUCUCUUCUGCAGACUAAACAAUCCCAGUUCCCUCAGCCUCUCUUCAUAAAUCAUGUGCUCCAGCCCCCUAAUCAUUUGUGUUGCCCUCCGCUGGACUCUUUCCAAUUUUUCCACAUCCUUCUUGUAGUGUGGGGCCCAAAACUGGACACAGUACUCCAGAUGAGGCCUCACCAAUGUCGAAUAGAGGGGAAUGAUCACAUCCCUCGAUCUGCUGGCAAUCCCCCUACUUAUACAGCCCAAAAUGCCAUUAGCCUUCUUGGCAACAAGGGCACACUGCUGACUCAUAUCCAGCUUCUUGUCCACUGUAACCCCUAGGUCCUUUUCUGCAGAACUGCUUCCUAGCCAUUUGGACCCUAGUCUGUAACAGUGAAUGGGAUUCUUCCGUCCAUUUUGGGCUGUAUAAGUAGGGGCAUUGCCAGCAGAUUGAGGGACGUGCACUGGAUGGGGUACCCCAGGUGUUGUGAUAGGCAUGUGCAGGGCCCACGGAUCUUGAAAGGUGUAUUGUGAGGUGUUGAUCAUUGUAGCAGUGAUGAUUUGUCUGCAGGUUUUGUAGCUGUUGUUCUGGGAGCACCUGGUGCUGCUUUGAGUUGAUGUGUUCUGGUCUGUGGGGAGCUUGCUUCUGAUGAUGAGCUUGGAGAGUUGGUGUUGUUUGAAGGCCAAAAGUAUGAAUUUAGGAUUCUUCCUUUCAGGAUAGGGUCCUCAUCAAGGAUGGGUUAUAGUUGUUUGAUAAUAUCCUGUAUAGGUUCCAGUGUGGGGUGGUAGAUGACAACUAGGUGUGUGUGGCUGGAAGGGGUUUUAUUUCUGUACCGAAGCAGGUUCUCUCAAGGUAUUCAGAUGGCCCGUUCCAGGAUGCAAUCUACUUCUCUGGUGGAGCAUCCUCAUUUGAUGAAGGUGUUUUUAAGUGUGUUAGGGUAUAUAUCCCAGAUUUUCUCCUUGGAGCAUAUUCUGUGGUAUCUUAGCAACUGUCUGUAGAUAAGAUUUCUUGGUGUACUUGGGGAUCUAUGAAGGUAAGUGUGGUGAUCUGUGAGUUUCCUGUAUAUAAUUGUCUGUAGAGUUCCAUUGUUGAAGCUGGUGGGAGUGUCCAGGAAGUUGAUGCUGGUGUGGGAAUGUUUCAGAGAGAGUUUAGUGGACUGGCGGUGAUUGUUGGAAUUAUGAUGGAAAUCUAUGAGCGAGUUUAAGCCAUCUGUCCAGAGGAUGAAAAUAUCGUCAGUGUGUCUCAGGUAUAUCAUUGGUUUCAUGGUGCAUUUGUCCAGAAAUUCUUCCUCAAGAAGAACCCAAGAAGAGGUUGAUAUAUUGGGGAGCCAUCCUAGCCAUCAUGGCUGUUCCCCUGGUUUUGACAAAGUGUUUGUUGAAUGUAAAAUUGUUAUGGGUUAGGAUGAAAUAGAUGAGUUCGGCCAUGUAUCUUGGUGCUAUCUGAGGGAUGUCCAUUGUCUUGUAAAUGUUUGAGGCAGGCAGCGAUGCUGUCAUUUUGAGGGAUGCUGGUGUUUAGGGAAGUGGCAUUCCUGGCGGUGAGGAUGGUGUUCUGAGGAGGCUGUUAAUGAUGUGGAGUUUGUGGAGGAAGUCAUUUGUGUCUUGGAGGAAGCUGGUCUUUUGUGUGGCAACUGGGAUCAUUCAUGCCGUCCUGGAGAAGUACGGCUCUUAUGAGCGCUUUGAAGUGGCUACUGGUGGAAGAGUGCUGAGCAAGUGCCAAAUCUGGUCUAUUAUCCGGAAGUACAUGCAGAAGGAGGGCUGUGUGGGAGAGGUGGUCGUUCAUCUGACCGAGGACCUCCUGUCCCAAGCUGUGAUGAUGGUGGAGAACAGCCGGCCCACCCUGGCGAUCAACCUGUCUGGAGCCCGGCAAUACUGGCUGGAGGGCAUGCUGCGCCACGAAAUAGGCACUCACUACAUCCGUGGGGUGAAUAAUGCCCGCCAGCCUUGGCACAGCAUGGAGGGCCGUAAGCGGUACGGCCUGAAGCCUGCUAACCCCACAGAAGAAGGCCUGGCUAGUCUGCACAGUGUCCUCUUCCGUAAGCAGCCCUUUCUGUGGCGGGCAGCACUGCUCUACUACACUGUCCACCAGGCCACUCACAUGUCCUUCAGCGCGCUCUUCCAGCACUUGGAGCAGUAUGUGCAGGACGCCCUCGUCCGGUGGGAGUACUGCGUGCGGGCAAAACGAGGCCAGACUGACACCUCACAGCCAGGCUGUUUCAGUAAGGAUCAAGUGUAUCUGGAUGGAAUUCUCCGCAUCCUGAGGCAUCGGCAGACUAUUGACUUCCGGUUGCUGGCAGCACUGGGCAAGGUCUCCUACGAAGAUGUGAAUCAGCUGAAGAAAUUUGGGGUUCUGGAGAAGGCACGAAUCCCCCAUUUCAUGCAGGACAUGGAACGGUACAGGCAGCAGCUUGACCACAUCGUCGCCACCAACAGACUGAACGAGGAGGAGCUCGAGCAGUUGCUGCCGGGCUGACCAGGUCUGCAGGGUCCUGACCUGCCUGCCCCUGUGGCAGUGUCCCACUUCCCAGGCCACACUGCCUUGCGGACAGGAAGCCUUAGGCACAAAAGGGAGUUGUCUUGUGUGCAUGUCUGAUUGCAGCCGUCCAAAGCAUUUAGGGUGCCCAGGGGUCUGUGUAUUAUUCAUUUUGUGACUGUUCGGCAGGUCAGUCCUGACCGGGAGGAGGCUGCCAUUUCAGAGCUUCCUCCCAGCCAUUCAGCAUUGGGUCCUGCAAAGGGAGAGCUGGUCGGGUGUGGGUUCCUGCAGCAGGCCACGGCUUAGCAGUAUGGAACGCGGCAGUGAGGGUGGGGGGAGGGGACGAUGGCUAAGAUGCAUGCAAUGCCACAGGAGGGAACUAGCACCACAGGUGCUUUGGGGGUGGUGUUUUUAAAUGCUGUUGCUGGGAGAGGGCGCAAGGAAGGAUGAUGGAAGAUAGUUAAACAAAUCCAAGGUGGAGAACAGAAAUGUUCUAUAGGAAUCACUGAGAGGACGGUGAAGUCUGCAGAUCAUAGAUUAAAACCCUAGGAGGAAGCGGUGGACUGGUCAGGGAGGGUGGAAGGAUGUGAGGUGUUGGAGGAGCACAGCCGGACGAGUGCUGCACUCCAGGAGAGGGUGAAGGAGCACCAGGGCUGUUCUCAUCUAUAUCGGUUCUUGUCCUGUGCUCAUCGCUGCAGUACCUGGGCAGAGGGGAAACCAUACAGCUAGGAGUGACUUCUCUAGCUGGGGAGAAGGGACUGGAUAUUAUUAAAGAAAUCAAAUGUAGGCUGCAUGCCAUGAAAAGCUUCUGCCAGCGCGGUAUUCCCUCAUCAGGAGGUGCUCUGGUCAGCACCAGAACUCAGUCAGCUGCUUCUUUGCUUCCCACCCAGACAUUGCCUGUAAAAAUGCCUUUGCCCCUGACCAUUCCUCAGCUGUAAGGAAGAUUUUAAUCCCCCCAAUAAAGAUUUUUUUUCCA
This is a messenger RNA of Gopherus flavomarginatus (Mexican gopher tortoise), 3800 nucleotides long. It is a transcript of the gene MATCAP1, whose product is annotated as microtubule associated tyrosine carboxypeptidase 1. The record is from RefSeq and is a predicted model, not a curated record. Bases 1919 to 2824 code for a protein of 301 amino acids. Lineage: Eukaryota; Metazoa; Chordata; Testudines; Testudinidae. The transcript is spliced from 6 exons.